AACUUGAUAAAAAUAAUUCUAGUCGUCUUCAAAAAUAUUUAAAAAUACAUCACGAUAUGAAAGAAUUUGGAAUGUACAUUGAUCAAACCGAACGAAACUAUUUAAUAGAAGCUUAUUUAGAUGUUGGUGAAUUAAGUAAAGCACGAAAGAUUUUCGAUGAAAUCUGUGAAUUGAAAGCUCCUCUUGGGAAAAGAAUUUGCCCUUAUUGUCCCGCUUUUAAUAUGAUGAUACAGGCUUAUGGAAAAAGUGCAUUUACAUUUGAAGAUAAUCUUCAAGAAAUAACAUUUUUAUAUUCUUUGAUGCACGAAAAACAAGUAAUGCCUAAUAUUUUGACAAAAAAUAUUCUCACUGAAAUUUUCAAAACUUGCUUAAAUCAUGGGGCUAUACCGUGGUUUAACGAACUAAUGGAUAUGGAAUUGGUUGAUUCUGGAUUAACAAAAGAAGUUAUAGCUAUACUCCUCAAAAAUCAAAAAUUGGAUGAAGCGUUUCAAAUAUUUAAAAAAAUGAAGUCGAUUAAUCUAAUUCCAAAUAUAUACACUUAUAACGCGUUGAUUCAUGCUCUUGGUAAACAAGGGAGAGUUAAUGAAGCAUUGGAUGUGAUUCAAGAUAUGGAAUCAGAACAAUUAGAUCGUGAUACUGCAUCAUAUAAUGUAUUAAUAAGAAUUUAUAGUCUUUCAAACAAUUACGAGAAAAUGCAUCAACUUGUUGACGAAAUGUUAAAAAUAGAUAUAGCACCUGACGUAAGGACAUUUGGAGAGUUAAUAAAUGUAUACGCAAAAUUAGGAAAAGUCAAUUCGGCACUUAGCUUAUUACAUAAAAUGAUAAAUCUUGGAAUUCGACCUAAUGCUCAUAUUUACACAUCGUUGAUUGAACUUUUUGUAAAUGUAAAUGAUACUGAAUCUAUGGAUAAAGUUUUCCAUAAUAUGAUAACUGACGGUAUUGUUCCUCAAGAAAUAACCUAUUAUAUGUUAACCGCUGGAUAUUGUAAUGCAGAUAAUGUAUAUAAAGCAUUUCGCAUCUGUCGAAUCAUGUUGGAGGCAGGGAUAGAACCGACAGUUCGUAUAUAUAAUGCUUUGAUAUCGCUUUUUGCAGAGCGUGGAGAUCCUUCUAGCGCAUAUCUAUUGUUUAAUGAAAUGCGAACUUAUGGUUUGACACCAGAUGUGUACACCUACAAUUCACUUAUACAUGCUAAUGUUAAGUCUGGUGAUUUACGUAAAGCCGAAGAUACAUUGAUGCACAUGGAAUUCGCUGGAAUAAAGCCACAAUCCACUACUUAUAACAUUUUAUUACAUGCAUACGUGGAGAGAAAGGAUAUGGAUCGUGCAAGAGAAAUUUACAAUGAAAUGUUAGAAUCGUUAAUACACCCUGAUAAUUAUACUUUUU
Molecule: messenger RNA, 1383 nt
Organism: Racocetra persica
Lineage: Eukaryota; Fungi; Glomeromycota; Glomeromycetes; Diversisporales; Gigasporaceae
Source: the annotation of a GenBank genome assembly